Molecule: messenger RNA, 3575 nt
Organism: Helianthus annuus (common sunflower)
Lineage: Eukaryota; Viridiplantae; Streptophyta; Magnoliopsida; Asterales; Asteraceae
Product: villin-4
Exons: 23
Coding region: 257-3133 (958 amino acids)
Biological process (GO): cytoskeleton organization; actin filament severing
Molecular function (GO): actin filament binding
Source: RefSeq, a predicted model, not a curated record
UUCCAUUGCCAGGUUAGUGAUAAGCACGCCUGUCAUUCAUCAUUCUCCCCAUCUCAUCUUCCUCCUUUUUCUUCUCUCUCUUUCUGCCAUAACUUUCUCUUCAUUUUCCUAUACACUUUUGCAUAUACAGAUUGAUUGGAUCUGAACCUGCUUUUCUUCGCCGAUCGAUUCUGCUUCCGCCAAGGGGAUAGUUGAACUCCAUUUCAGUAUUCAGGUUGUGGCUUUUUAAAACCACAUACUGAAGUAAAAACACAGUAUGUCUGUUUCUAUGAGAGAUUUGGAUCCAGCUUUUCAAGGAGCUGGACAGAAAGCAGGAAUUGAAGUGUGGCGCAUUGAGAAUUUUAAGCCGGUGCCUGUUCCACAGUCUUCUUAUGGCAAAUUUUUUACAGGGGACUCUUAUGUCAUUUUAAAGACUGUUGCUUUGAAAAGCGGUGCAUUACGUCAUGACAUCCAUUAUUGGCUAGGUAAAGAUACAAGUCAGGAUGAAGCUGGAGCGGCAGCACUAAAAACGGUUGAACUUGAUGCAGCUCUCGGAGGACGUGCUGUUCAAUAUCGAGAAGUACAAGGACAUGAAACGGAGAGAUUUUUAUCUUACUUUAAACCAUGCAUCAUACCUCAAGAAGGUGGAACAGCAUCUGGUUUUAAGCAUGUUGAAUCUGAGGAACACAAGAUCCGUAUGUUUACUUGUCAAGGAAAACACGUGGUUCAUGUAAAAGAGGUUCCGUUUGCUCGAUCAUCACUCAAUCAUGAUGACAUUUUUAUCUUGGAUACCGCCAAUAAGAUAUUCCAGUUUAAUGGAUCCAAUUCAAGCAUUCAAGAAAGGGCUAAAGCACUAGAGGUUGUGCAACAUAUCAAAGAUACAUAUCAUGAUGGGAAAUGUGACAUAGCAACUGUUGAGGAUGGAAAAUUGAUGUCUGAUGCUGACACUGGAGAGUUCUGGGGUUUCUUUGGUGGCUUUGCUCCACUUCCAAGGAAAACAGUUACGGAUGACGUCAAGAUUGACGAUGCAAUUCCCACUCAGUUACUUUGUGUUGAGAAGGGGCAGGCAGAACCUGUUGCUGCUGAUUCUUUAACAAAGGAGUUGCUAGAUACGAAUAAAUGUUAUCUUUUGGAUUGUGGGUCAGAAAUUUAUGUAUGGAUGGGGAGAAGCACUUCUCUUGAUGAAAGAAAGGCUGCAAGUGGAGCUGCAGAAGAAUACCUGCGUAGUAAGGAUAGACUAAAGUCUAAUAUCAUCCGUGUGAUUGAAAAUUUUGAAACGGUGGCUUUUCGGUCAAAGUUUGACACCUGGCCUCAAUCUGCUGAGGUGGCUGUCUCGGAGGAUGGUAGAGGCAAGGUGGCUGCACUUUUAAAGCGACAAGGGCUCAACGUGAGGGGCUUACUAAAAGCUGCGCCCGUUAAUAAGGAGGAACCUCAACCAUAUAUUGAUUGCACUGGAAAUUUACAGGUUUGGCGUGUAAAUGGCCAAGAGAAGAUACUUCUUCCAGUUUCUGAUCAGUCAAAGUUCUACAGUGGAGAAUGUUAUAUCUUUCAAUAUAAUUAUCCUGGUGAAGAUCAAGAGGAAUGCCUUAUAGGGACAUGGUUUGGAAAGCAGAGUGUUGAGGAUGAACGGAAUUCAGCUACCUCACAGGCAAACAAGAUGGUUGAGUCACUCAAGUUUAUAGCUUCUCAGUUGCAAGUUUAUGAAGGAAGUGAACCUAUCCUUUUCUUUGCAAUCUUUCAGAGCUUUCUGGUUUUUAAGGGUGGUCUAAGUGAUGGAUACAAGAAUUUCAUAUCAGAGAAGGAACUUCCCGAUGACACUUUUAAAGAUGACGGGAUUUCACUAUUUCGAGUUCAAGGUUCUGGACCGGAAAACAUGCAAGCAAUCCAAGUUGAACCCGUGGCUUCAUCGUUAAACUCCUCUUACUGUUACAUAUUGCUCAGUGGUUCUUUAGUCUUUACAUGGAUCGGAAACCUUACAACUCCUGAAGUCCAGGAACUCGUUGAGAGGCAACUUGAUGUCAUUAAGCCAAAUAUGCAGUCCAAAUUACAAAAAGAGGGUUCAGAGUCUGAACAAUUUUGGGAAAUUUUAGGUGGAAAAUCUGAAUACCCUAGUCAGAAGAUUGCAAGAGAUGCUGAAAGCGAUCCCCAUUUGUUCUCAUGCACAUUUUUAAAAGGAGAUUUGAAGGUGACUGAGAUCUACAACUUCAACCAAGACGAUUUGAUGACUGAAGAUAUAUUUAUUCUUGAUUGUCACUCAAGCAUCUUUGUUUGGGUAGGGCAGGAGGUUGAUCAGAAACUGAAAACACAAGCGUUAGUUAUUGGGGAGAAAUUUGUGAAACGUGAUUUUCUUCUUGAGAAAUUAUCUCCUCAAGUUCCAGUUUAUAUCAUAAAUGAAGGAAGUGAGCCACAGUUCUUCACACGUUUCUUCACAUGGGAUUCAACCAAAUCUGCAAUGCAUGGAAACUCGUUCCAAAGGAGACUCUCCAUACUAAAAAACGGUGGUCGUCCUACCUUGACAAAUAAACCAAAAAGGCGAACACCUGUAGCACAUGCAGGAAGGUCUGCUACAGCCGAAAAACCGCAGCAGCGUUCAAGAAGUGUGUCUUUCAGCCCAGACCGAGUCCGCGUAAGAGGCAGAUCACCAGCCUUUAACGCUCUUGCUUCUACAUUCGAGAAUGCAAGUGCAAGAAACCUAUCAACACCCCCUCCCCAAGUGAGAAAACCUUAUCCAAAAUCCGAUUCUUCUAAUGCUGCUUCAAGGUCUACAGCUUUAGCAUCACUAGCCGCCACUUUUGAACAGCAACCUCCACGAGAACCCCUCAUGCCCCGUUCCAUUAAACCUCGGCCCAAAUCGCCACCAAAGUCUGAUUCAAACUCCAAGGAAAACACGAUGAGCAGUAAAAUGGAAGCCCUAACGAUACAAGAAGACGUUAAAGAAAAUGAAGUUGAAGAUGAGGAAGGGCUUACUUUAUAUCCAUAUGAACGCCUUAUUACUGUAUCCACCGACCCUGCUCCAGAUAUUGAUGUAACCAAGAGAGAGACAUACUUGUCUUCUGCUGAGUUCAGGGAGAAGUUUGGAAUGACCAAAGAAGCCUUCUACAAGCUGCCAAAAUGGAAGCAAAAUAAACUGAAAAUGGCCCUUCAGUUGUUCUAAAUCUGGCAGCCGAGUUUUUUGUGUUUAGUGUGAUAGUGAGAGCACCGGUGCAUUUUUAGCUGCUUCUGCUCUCAAAAUGCUGGUUUACGGUCGAUAUGAGAGUUGGAAUGCAAAUUUCUGUCAACUCUACCCGGGGUCCGUGAGUUUACUGGUAACAGGUUUUCACGGUCACCAAAAAAAAUAGCUAUUUUCGUCGUUCAUUUUUUUUGUCAGUCGCACGGUCAUUUUUUUACGGUCAAGGGUUUGUUGUGAGCUUGCAUUUUUGGUUGUUUCCUCUUUUGAUUAUUUGAUUAUUGAUUUCAGCUGAGUCUAGGGUUUGUGGACACAGACCCUUUCUAGAUUGUAUUCUACUCCUGAGGAUGGAGGUGUGUACAGAACCUGUCAAGUUAAUAGUAAAUUGUGUGUUUUGAACUGUAUAACUAUUUAUAAUUUUGGAUUUAAA